AUGCAGGCGAAUAAUCCAACCUUCAAACUCUCUCCUCUAUCCUUUGGCGGCCAGCGGGCCUCGCCAUUCCGCCGGCCUUCAACGCCUAACUCCCCACCAUCUGGUCGCCCCGCGACUCCAGGUAGCUCUCCUAGUAGAGGAUACACGCCGAUGGUAUCGCCCAGCAAGUUGAAUCAGUCAUACACCGUUGAAGAUGAAGAUUCUUUUUCCCCGCGGGCGGCGGAUCCAAUCCCUCAGCCUAAGUUCACGCGCGAACUACCUCCUUCACCUACCAAAGGAGCACGUUCGCCAGGUCAUACCUCGCCGAUUCUGAGCAGCUCUAGCGGAGUUGUGGUCGCAAAUACCGACGCCUCAUCUAAGAUCCCUCCAAAUCAGCUGAGAGAGAUCAGAGAGGCAUUCCAGGUCCUUGAUCGGGACAACGAUGGACUAGUAAACAAGGAUGACGUUGCUGAAGUUUUGACAAAUCUGGGCCAAGAUGCAUCGGCCUCAUCUCUUGCCUCAUUUUUCCCGCCUGGAGCUGGGCAGACAAUCAACUUUCCUACUUUUUUAAACACCCUAUCUCAAUUGAUGUCCCCAAUGUCUUCUUCUCAAGAACUGCUCAAUGCCCUGGCGGCAUUUGAUGAUGAUGAUAAUGGUCAAGUUGAUGUAGCAGAGCUACGUGAUGCUUUACUUCAUACAGCGCCUGAGGAUGGAGGAAUGCCCCUGACAGAACGCCAGAUUGAUGAAGUUUUUAAUGGGUUUACUGGACGCCGUGCGUUUGGAGGCCGAGGCGCAAUUACAGGUGGGAUGGGAAAGAGAGGCGAGGUUUUCCAAUACCAUGAUUUUGUUCGCAGUGUGGUAGGUGGAGGAGAGAAUGGAAAUAAUGGGCGACGAGAGACUGGCACUGUUCCGUCUUGA
This is a messenger RNA of Penicillium malachiteum, 897 nucleotides long. RefSeq lists its product as uncharacterized. Gene Ontology annotation, molecular function: myosin heavy chain binding; cytoskeletal motor regulator activity; calcium ion binding. NCBI's taxonomy places the organism in Eukaryota, Fungi, Ascomycota, Eurotiomycetes, Eurotiales, Aspergillaceae. Bases 1 to 897 code for a protein of 298 amino acids. The record is from RefSeq and is a predicted model, not a curated record. Gene Ontology annotation, biological process: actomyosin structure organization; mitotic cytokinesis. Gene Ontology annotation, cellular component: myosin II complex; cytoplasm. The transcript is spliced from 2 exons.